AUGCAGGAGGAAGGCAGGCUGCCCUUGGCCAGGAAGUGCGGCAAGGCGAACAGAGGGUGUCGGUCAAGCCCCAAGUCCACUCUACCCCAGGAGCUGCUGGCUCGGCUGCUGGUGCUCGGUGCGUCUUCGUUUAUGACGGUGCAGGUCAGAAGGGCAGCCAUGUUCCUCCUCUUCCAGCUUAUGAGCAUGUUCCAGGCCAGGUCGGGCCAGUUCUGGAAUAGCUACAAGACGGAAAUGCUCCUCUAUGUGGAAGAUCACAAGACCUGCUUCUGCCAGAGGGAGUGGGAGCAGCAGCUGCUGCAGUUCCUGGAAGACCUUCUCUUCUUCAUCUCGGACCACACCUGGCUGGGCUGUUUCAUCACUAGUAUCAGGCGCCAGCUGGCCUACGGUGAUAAGCGGCCCAGUGACAAGAGCUUUCUCUACAAGUGCUGGGGCACCGUGCUGAUGUUUUUUCCAGCAGAGAGCAUCAAGCCCCAGCUAUGGCUUCUGGUGGAGAUGGUCGAUUUCCGAGAAGAAGAGGAAAGAGAGGGAUUCGCCCGAGCGCUUGGGCUGUGUGCCAGGCAACAGCUAUAUGAGGUUUUCGCCAUCCUGGAGCACUGGGAAGAGUUUGUCAGCAGGGUGCAGCUCCAGCCUUCUGCCGGUGGCUCUCUGGAGACCUUCCUGGCAGACUCACCAGGGCUGGCAUGUCUGACAUUAACCUGCGUCCCCCCUCUCCCCGCACCACCACCACCACCUUCCCAGUAA
This is a messenger RNA of Terrapene triunguis (Three-toed box turtle), 744 nucleotides long. RefSeq names its product maestro heat-like repeat-containing protein family member 1. Gene Ontology annotation, cellular component: cytoplasm. Lineage: Eukaryota; Metazoa; Chordata; Testudines; Emydidae. The transcript has 8 exons. The record is from RefSeq and is a predicted model, not a curated record. Bases 1 to 744 code for a protein of 247 amino acids.